GUUGUGACCGAAUAACUUUACACCGGUAAUGAAGGUUGACAAUGAAGCGUUGGUGAGGAAGACGUGAGCAAGCUUGCUAACCAUCUUCGCUUUUCGCUUAAAAUUAUCGUUAAGCGUUUCGUCAUGGCUCCUUUAGAUUUGGAUAAAUACGUGGAAAUAGCGAGACACUGCAAAUACCUCCCGGAAAAUGACCUGAAGCGAUUAUGUGACUAUGUUUGUGAUUUGCUGUUAGAAGAGUCCAACGUUCAGCCAGUUUCCACGCCUGUUACUGUUUGCGGGGAUAUCCAUGGUCAGUUUUAUGACCUGUGUGAACUCUUCAGAACUGGAGGCCAAGUUCCAGAUACAAAUUACAUUUUCAUGGGGGAUUUUGUAGAUAGAGGAUAUUACAGCUUGGAGACCUUCACGCACCUGCUAGCUUUGAAGGCGAAGUGGCCGGAUCGCAUCACACUUCUCCGAGGAAAUCAUGAAAGCAGACAAAUAACACAAGUGUAUGGGUUUUAUGAUGAGUGCCAAACAAAGUAUGGAAAUGCAAAUGCCUGGCGAUAUUGCACCAAGGUUUUUGACAUGCUCACUGUGGCAGCUUUGAUAGAUGAGCAAGUUCUGUGUGUUCAUGGUGGUCUCUCCCCUGAUAUCAAGACCCUGGAUCAAAUCCGCACAAUAGAACGAAACCAAGAGAUUCCUCACAAAGGCGCCUUCUGUGACCUUGUGUGGUCUGAUCCAGAGGAUGUUGAUACCUGGGCACUCAGUCCAAGAGGAGCCGGCUGGCUGUUUGGUGCCAAAGUCACAAAUGAGUUUGUGCACAUCAACAACCUGAAACUCAUCUGCCGAGCUCAUCAACUGGUCCACGAAGGCUACAAGUACAUGUUUGAUGAGAAGCUGGUGACUGUGUGGUCAGCGCCCAACUACUGCUACCGCUGCGGUAACGUCGCCUCCAUCAUGGUUUUCAAAGACGUGAACACACGAGAGCCCAAGCUAUUCCGUGCUGUGCCUGACUCCGAGCGUGUCAUACCUCCACGAACGACCACUCCAUACUUCCUCUAAUGGUCUGAGUGGUAUCUCUUCACCUCAACAUUAUUUAUAUGCAACACUUUUUAAAACAACCUAGAGGAAAUGUCUUUCAGCUCAUUCACUUUCUGUACUGAAAGGUCUUUCCUCAGGGGUGGAAGUCUGUUUGCACCUCACUACCUUAUGUUCAUUCUUUAAGGAUAAUUCUUAUGCUGAAAUGUUUUAAAGGUGUAUUCAUAUGACAUUGACAAGAACUAUUUUAAUUCAGACAUCACAGUAUCCCGUAGAUUAUGUACCAAGACUGCUUGCUCUGACCAGUGCAUCAAAUAAAAGGUGGAUGAUUUCAUUUUCUUAA
Synchiropus splendidus (mandarinfish) is the source of this 1360-nucleotide messenger RNA. It is a transcript of the gene ppp6c, whose product is annotated as protein phosphatase 6, catalytic subunit. Gene Ontology annotation, cellular component: cytoplasm. Bases 124 to 1041 code for a protein of 305 amino acids. Gene Ontology annotation, molecular function: protein serine/threonine phosphatase activity. Gene Ontology annotation, biological process: peptidyl-serine dephosphorylation; G1/S transition of mitotic cell cycle. Lineage: Eukaryota; Metazoa; Chordata; Actinopteri; Syngnathiformes; Callionymidae. The record is from RefSeq and is a predicted model, not a curated record. The transcript has 7 exons.